Scylla paramamosain (green mud crab) is the source of this 5383-nucleotide messenger RNA. It is a transcript of the gene LeuRS, whose product is annotated as leucine--tRNA ligase, cytoplasmic-like. Gene Ontology annotation, molecular function: aminoacyl-tRNA deacylase activity; ATP binding; leucine-tRNA ligase activity. Lineage: Eukaryota; Metazoa; Arthropoda; Malacostraca; Decapoda; Portunidae. Gene Ontology annotation, biological process: leucyl-tRNA aminoacylation. The transcript is spliced from 6 exons. The record is from RefSeq and is a predicted model, not a curated record. Bases 313 to 3813 code for a protein of 1166 amino acids.
GCGUCUAUGGGUGGUGUUAGUACACGUCUGUUUCAACUCCCAGCCUGACAGAAUUUGUGUUUUUUUCUUCUUUUUUGUGUGUGUGUGUGUGUAACCACGCCUACACAGUGGCUGCCAAGACUUACCCAUGAGUUAAACCUUUAGUUGGUAAUGAGGAAGGCGUGGGCUCUAGCAGUGGACACCCGAAGGCAGCAGUGGGUGAAAACAAGCAAAAUAAAGAAACGUUUGGCUGUGAGAAGGUGCUAGACAGCCAGCCAUAGUGACGAGGAGGCAGGAAGGUACAUCACCACCACCAUCACCACCACAGAGAAGAUGUCACGCAAGAAGCUGGAGGAGCUGCUGGCCAUUGAGCGGCAGACACAGAAGCAGUGGGAGGAGACCAAAGUGUUUGAGGAAGAUGCACCAGCCAAGGGAAAGGCUGAGAAGUACCUGGCCACCUUUCCUUAUCCUUACAUGAAUGGCCGUCUCCACUUGGGCCACACCUUCACCCUAACCAAGUGUGAGUUUGCCGUUGGGUAUCACCGCCUUAAGGGCAAGAAAUGUCUCUUCCCCUUUGGUCUUCACUGCACAGGAAUGCCCAUCAAGGCAAGUGCAGACAAGCUGAAGCGAGAAGUGGCUGACUUUGGCUGUCCUCCAAAGUUCCCAGAGGAGGAAGAGGAGCAGCAGCAAGAGGUACAGGAAGUGACCAUCAAGGAUAAAUCAAAGGGCAAGAAGAGCAAGGCUGCAGCCAAGACAGGAGGCAUGAAGUACCAGUGGCAGAUCAUGCAGAGUCUUGGGCUGCAGGACAGUGAGAUUCAGCAGUUUACUGAUGAGGACCACUGGCUGCGUUAUUUCCCACCUCGCUGCAUUGAAGACCUCAAGCACCUCGGCCUGCAUACUGACUGGCGGCGCUCCUUCAUAACCACCGACCGUAACCCUUAUUAUGACUCCUUUGUGCGGUGGCAGUUCUUCCGCCUCAGGGAGAGAAAGAAGAUCCAGUUUGGGAAAAGGUACACUAUUUACUCCCCUAAGGAUGGCCAGCCUUGCAUGGACCAUGACAGGUCAUCAGGGGAAGGAGUUGGGCCACAGGAAUACACCCUCAUCAAGAUGCGUGUGCAGGAGCUGACUGGCAAGCUGAAGGCUCUCGCUCCCAGGCCCGUGUUCCUCGUAGCUGCCACCCUGAGACCUGAGACCAUGUAUGGUCAAACCAACUGUUGGCUAGGCCCGGACCUGACUUAUGUUGCAGUGGAGACCAAACAAAAGGAGGUAGUGGUGUGCACACGCAGGGCAGCACGGAACAUGGCCUACCAGGAGAUGCUGAGUGUUGAGAAUGAGGUGAAGUCAAUUCUGGAAGUGAAGGGAAAGGAACUGAUGGGACUCAAACUUUCAGCUCCCCUCACCAGCUAUGGGACCAUCUACACCCUGCCUAUGCUCACUGUGAAGGAGGACAAGGGCACUGGAGUGGUGACCUCAGUGCCUUCUGAUGCACCUGAUGACUUUGCAGCACUGGUGGACCUGAAGAACAAGCCGGCACUGAGGGAGAAGUAUGGCAUUACAGAGGAGAUGGUUAAUGUGGAACCUGUGCCCAUUAUUGACGUCCCAGAGUAUGGUACUCUCAGUGCUCCAACAAUCUGUCAGAUGAUGGGCAUCAAGUCUCAGAAUGAUAAGGACAAGCUGGUAGAAGCCAAGGAGAAGGUUUACCUGCGAGGCUUUUAUGAAGGAACCCUCAUUGUAGGAGAGUUUAAGGGGAAGAAGGUUCAGGAUAUCAAGAAAGGAAUACAGGAGAAGCUGGUCAAGAGCAAGGAAGCAAUGGUGUACCAGGAGCCAGAGAAGCAAAUCAUAUCCCGGUCUGGAGAUGAGUGUGUGGUGGCUCUGUGUGAUCAGUGGUACCUGGACUAUGGCGAGCCCAAGUGGAGGGCAGAGACUCAGAAGAAUUUGAACAGCUUGGAAACUUAUCAUGAAGAGGUGAAGCGGAACUUUGAGGCCACGCUGGAUUGGCUGAAGGGUCAUGCGUGCUCCAGAACUUACGGGCUUGGCACCUACCUGCCUUGGGAUGAGAAAUGGGUGAUUGAGUCCUUAUCUGAUUCCACUAUUUACAUGGCUUACUAUGCAGUAGCUCACAUCCUGCAUCCCGAUGUGUAUGGCCAAGAGAAGGGUGAGUUUGGCAUCACUCCAGAGCAAAUGACACCUGAAGUAUGGGACUAUGUAUUCCACCAAACUAACAAGCCACCAAAGACACCUAUCAAGAAAGAAGGGCUAGAGAAAAUGAGAAAUGAGUUUGGCUUUUGGUACCCUGUGGAUUUGAGAGCAUCAGGGAAAGACUUGGUGCCAAACCAUUUGACGUACUACUUGUACAACCACACUGCAAUCUGGCCAACUCAACCCGACAAGUGGCCCCAGACCAUCAGAGCUAAUGGCCACCUUCUUCUGAAUUCAGAGAAGAUGUCAAAGUCAACUGGGAAUUUCUUGACAUUAGUGGAUGCUCUUAAUAACUUUGGGGCAGAUGGAACCAGACUGGCCCUGGCUAACUCUGGAGACUCGGUGGAGGAUGCAAACUUUGAGACUCAAGUAGCAGACUCUGCUGUGCUCAGGCUGUGGACGUUUGUGGAGCUGGUGAAGGAAAUGCUGUCAGAAAAGGCCUCAAUGCGCACUGGCUCGUCCUUUACAGUUAAUGACAGGAUGUUCACCGCAGAGAUGAACCUAAAGAUAAAGGAGACUGAUGAACAUUACAAGAACUUGAUGUUUAAGGAAGCCCUUCGCACCUGCUUCUUUGAGUACAGCAACUUGUUUCACCAGUACAGGGAAAGAGCACAGGUUCAAGGGGGACUUCACUGGGAUCUUGUCCAUCGCUACUUCAUCACUCAAGUAAUUAUUUUGUCCCCAAUCUGUCCACAUGUGUGUGACUAUGUGUGGCAGGAAGUGCUGGGUAAUAAGGAAUCCAUCCUUAACACCACCUGGCCAGUCAUUGAUGAGCCUGACCUCACCCUGGUGCAAGCUUCUGAAUAUCUUGCUGAAGCUUCUCACCGUUUCCGUCUCCGCUUGAAGGCCCACAUGACCCCCAGCAAGCCCAAGAAAGGAGAGGCACCUGCACCACCUCAGGUACCCUCGCAUGGCAUUAUCUGGAUUGCAAAAACCUUUCCCAAGUGGCAGAGCACCAUUCUGGCAACAAUGCAAGAUCUUUACAAGGGUAACAACAAUUGCCUCCCAGAUAACAAAACACUCAGCAAGGCCCUGGGUGCCAACCCUGCCCUCAAGAAGUACAUGAAGAAGGUAAUGCCAUUUGCUCAACUGGUGCGAGAGAGAAUGAACACCAUUGGAGAGAAGGCCCUCAAAAACACUGUUGACUUUGAUGAAAGAAGUAUCUUGGAAGAGAACCUUGACUAUGUGCGUGGAACUCUAGAUCUGGAGGGACUGAGUUUGGGGUGGACUGAGGACUGCGACAAUGAGCGUACACAAGAAGAAGUGGUGCCCGGGGAACCUUUCAUCACCUUCACCACAGCACCAAACCUCUCUCUCACUCUGGUCAACCCUCAAGCUCAUGCCGGCCUGUUCCAAUGUUGUCUGCCUGUCUAUGAGGGAGAUACUGUGGCUGCCCUGGUCACGCGCCUCAAGCGACGGGAGCGUGCCAUUAAGCCGUCCAUGAAGGUCACACUUCACAGGUACAAGGAUCCUCUGCUUGGCCCUCGCAGCAUACCAACUCUGGCAGGAGUACUCCAGGGCAUGGAAGAGAUGGGCGAGCAAGUGACUCUCUCUCUAAAGGACAGUGCUGUUCACUUUACCUCUAAUGGGUCCACACUCUUCCUUGGAUCAAAGAUCCUUUACAUGGCACAGUAGUAUUUCGUGUUUGAAGUGUGGAUGGGAUAGGAUGUUGGGGAGGUAUAGUAUUUUACACUUGAUUCUAGGUCAGGGGAAAAUAUAUAUGAAAAUCAGCAAGUUUAUAAUUUAUUAUAAUCCAAAAGAUUUGCAUAUAAAGUUUCUAAGUUACAUAAACUUACUGCCAAGUUAUGUACAAGCUGCACAUUGCAGGAUCAUAUACAUAUCUCAUACUGGAGGGUUAGAAUACAAGUCCAGGCUGUCAAUUUACAAGCAGACCUUCCCUCCUAUGAUGCAUUCAGAGUAUUAGGCCAGUGAUAUUGUGAUGCAUUGUACAGCCAUGACUUACCUUACAGAUAAGUUAAAGUCACAAGAAUGCCUAAUGCAAUACACUCAGGAUAAAUAUAGUUGUGAUUGUUCAUUUUAGUUUUCUUGUAAAUUCAUUCAGCUUUGAUGUUAUCAGCAAUUUAUAUCUUUUGCAGAAACUUUCCAUUGAGAAAGAGCUGCCCUUGGUUGAGUGUGAGAGACAAUGACAUCAUAUUUCAAUUAUCCUGCACAGUGUAGUGCAGUAAGAAUGUCAUUCCAAUUAAUACAGUGUUUUACAAAGUGUUUUACAAUUACAGGUUGUGUAAAAAACAUUUUGGGCAAUAAUCAUCAUAGAAUCAUACAAAAACAAUCUGACAUGCUGGUUAGUUCAUACACCACUGACAUUUACUUGAAAAUGCAUUCCUAACUAAGUAAUGAUAAGCAAUGCAAUCAGCAUUUUAUUACAUCUUUUUCAUAGAAAAACUUAAUCUUGGUUUUAAGGGUUUUUAGCACCAAGCCUGUAAGUGACUGUUACUGAGGAUGUUACAUAGGCAUGCUCAUAUUAGGGGAAUUUGAGGUUUGAACAUAUGCUUCCCUAACUCAUUCAUGUAAUUUUGUUAAUUUAAGUUUCGACCGACAUCUUCCUGCACACCACUGAUAAUGUUUUACUUAAAUCAUCUUCAUACGAGCUGCAAGUUUACUAUAUAUGAAUGUAGUGAUGCAUUAUGCUUUGUGCCAACCAACAAAAGUGCAUAAAUAGCACUGCAUGCAAUAAAAUUGCUAAUAUGGUAAACAGUAUACUGGUUACAAAUUAUUGUAAAUAUUGUAGACAAAUCUGAGAUGUAAGAAGCAAGCAUAUUACAAAAAUAGAGGACAAUUUCUGGUGUCAGAUGAGAAAACUGGUGCACAGCAAGUAGUAUGACAAAAAUUGCUUGAUCACUGAUGAUUGUCUGCCUGUUACACACACUGCAUCACAAUACUCCUGCUUUCCUUCUGCACACUGCAUCAGAGCAAUAUACGAGCAUCUCACAUUAUGAAUAAUGAAAGUGGGAUUGAUUAACAUGGUCAUACAGUACAAAAUCUCAGUGCAACCUUAAACAUGCUUCAUACACUAUGUUCAAGAUUCCUAAAUAAUAAGCGGAAGGUACAAUGUUCUUCCAUCAAGGAGCCUCUGAUCAGCCUGCUGCAACCUACAUACACUUGGUAGCAGUUUAACAUUGGCAGAUUCGUUCACCUUUGUGUUUGUUACAACCCAUCAACAUUUUAUAAAUAUGGAUACUCAUGA